AUGAGUCUGGCCAGCUUCAAGCGUAAUGCUGUCGUGGGGCGCAGAAGCGGUGCCAUCAUGAGCAUGAGCCUGUGCGUGAGCGGUGCCACUGGGGAUCUGGAUGCGGCGUCUGCAGAGAACCAGGCCUUCCUGGACACCCGCACCUCGGAGAAGCAGGAGAUGAUCACCCUUAACGACCGUCUGACCAAGUACAUCGAGAAGGUGCACUCCCUGGAGUCUCAGAACAGGAGUCUGGAGGCGGAGAUCGAAGCGCUGCGCCGCGGUCCCUCAGGCCUGUGCAUGGUCUACGAGGAACGAAUGAGGGAGAUGAGGAGGGUGGCUGACCAGAUGAUGGCUCAGAGGGACCUGGCGGUUGCUGCUAAGGAUGCCAUGGGUGUCCAGGUGGAGAUGCUGAAGGCCAGGUACAGUGAGGCUCUGGAGGCCCACAAGAAGGCUGAGGCGGAAAUCGAAGCUAUCCGCCCCGAUGUGGAUGCUGCUACUGCUGGCCGCAUCGCCCUGGAGAAACAGCUGGAUAACCUGGAGCACCAACUGGAGUUCCUGCAGAGGGUCCACAAGCAGGAAAUCAACGAGCUAAUGGCUCAAAUCUACAGCUGGGUGGCUAAGGGGAAUAUGGCAUUUGCUGUCUCCCACGUCGGCUCUACAAGCAAGUACAUGGCCGCUCAGAAGUUACAGGAAAUGGAUGCAUCGUACAAGACUCAAUUCCAGGACAUGUCGCAGACGUCAACGAGACACUUGGAAUCUAUCUGCAGUGCCAGAGAGGAGAUCAGGGGGCUGAAGACAGAGAUUCGUAGUAAGGAGGGGGAGAUGAAUAGACUGAUGACCAGGAGCGAGGUUCUGGAGGCAAAGCUGCGUGAUGCUACCGAACGCUACAGGAACGAGGAAGAGACUCUCCAGGCCAGAAUUGAUACUUUCAAUCAGGAGCUGAGUGCCAUCAAGAGCAAGAUCACAGUGACGCUGAAGGAAUACGAAGACCUCCUGAAUGUUAAGAAGUCCUUGGAGAUGGAGAUCACAACCUACAGGAAACUGGUCGAGGGUGAGGACAGCCGCAUGAACAGCAUGGUGAGCUGCUUGCCCCUCAAGAUGGCAGGUGGCAUGAUGGCCAUAAUGGCAUAAUGUCAUGAUCCAGAGUGACACACAGGAACGAACCUUCAGAAUUUCUGGAGCCGUCACCGAUGAUGACCUUUGAGGAACAUACAAGUUACAAGUUGAAGAUGAGCAGGAAAUCUCUACUAGCUCUACCUGCUACAGAAACUGAGAAAUGAAGGUUUAAGUGUUGACAAUGUUGUUCGACUUUUUAGGAGCCUGUAUAAAAAUGCCACAUAUGCAGAACUGGCCUUUUUAGCAGGCACAUUCAAAUCAAAAUGGGUUAAACUAGACCUGCUUUCAUUUCCUCUCUCCUCCC
This is a messenger RNA of Engraulis encrasicolus (European anchovy), 1402 nucleotides long. RefSeq names its product desmin-like. The record is from RefSeq and is a predicted model, not a curated record. Gene Ontology annotation, cellular component: intermediate filament; cytoplasm. Gene Ontology annotation, biological process: intermediate filament organization. Gene Ontology annotation, molecular function: structural constituent of cytoskeleton. Bases 1 to 1113 code for a protein of 370 amino acids. NCBI's taxonomy places the organism in Eukaryota, Metazoa, Chordata, Actinopteri, Clupeiformes, Engraulidae. The transcript is spliced from 10 exons.